Molecule: messenger RNA, 2655 nt
Organism: Parnassius apollo (apollo)
Lineage: Eukaryota; Metazoa; Arthropoda; Insecta; Lepidoptera; Papilionidae
Source: the annotation of a GenBank genome assembly
AUGUCAACAAACGGUCUAAACACAUCUGGAGACACGGAUAUGGCUGAGUGCGACGGUGAAAAAGUUGUAACAAUGAUGGACGUACUACAAGAACAACAAGAUUUUGAAGAAGACGCUAAUGCUGUUCUUGGAGCAUCUGAUGAUAAAAACUGCACCUAUACAAAGGGAUAUAUAAAAAGACAAGCACUCUACGCUUGUAUGACCUGCUGCUCAGAUGCUAAAAUUGAUCCUUCAAAACGAGCUGGUGUUUGCCUUGCAUGUAGCUUGGCCUGCCAUGAAAACCAUGAAUUGAUUGAAUUGUAUACUAAAAGAAACUUUCGUUGUGACUGUGGUAAUCCCAAAUUCAAUUCUCAUCCCUGCCAAUUCAAUCCAAACAAAACUGAGCUUAACGAAGACAAUAAAUACAAUCAGAAUUACAGUGGAUUAUAUUGUAUUUGCCAACGGCCCUAUCCUGACCCAGAGUCAACUGUAGAAGAUGAAAUGAUACAAUGCAUUGUUUGUGAGGACUGGCUUCAUGCAUCACAUUUAGAUGCAGUUGUGCCUUCCAAUGAUCUUUACUCUGAAAUGAUAUGUAAAAAUUGUAUGGAAAAAAAUGAAUUUCUGCAUGAUUAUAGUAGUAUAGCUGUUACUGCUGACAGUGUUGAUGUUGAUGUUAGCUCUGAUAUUACCAUGUCUAAUGGCAGCACAUCUAACUCCUUAGAAACACCAAAAGAAAUAAAAGAACAAAUCAAUACAACAGAAGCUAUUCCUGAAUGUGAAGAUAAGGGUGAUACAGAUGUUGAAAUGAAUGAUCAAACUAAAAUUACUGAUCAAAAUGGUAAAACAGAAAAAUCUAAUAUUCUAAAUGAUGAGGAGAAAAAUCAAAAUGAAACUAAUAGCACUGAUAAAGAAGAGCAAAAAGAUGAAAGUGACACUUCAGAUAGAAAGCUAUUGUCUGAAGUAAAUCAAAAUGAACUAACUUUGGAAAAUGACAAAGGAGAAAGUUCGACAUUAAGUACAAACAUGGAAGAAAGUCUUAAGGACAAAGAAGAAAUCACAAAAUUAGAUACGGACAUGGAAGAAAAUAUUAAAGAAAAUGAAAAUUCAAAUGAAAUAGUUAAAGAAAACAUUGUCUCUAAACCAAUGUUAAAAGAAACUCAGGAGAAGAAAGAUAUAAGUAACAGUCCUAAUUCUAGUUGCACUAUUGUGAAUAGUGCCUCAGAUAAAAAUAUAUCUGAAAACGAAAAUAUUGUCUGUGACACCAAAGAAGAUAAGAAUAAAGAAAAAGAAGAAGAAAUAGUAAAUAAAAUAGAAGACGAAAUCUCUGAAACUAAUGAUAAAGAAAUAAAUGAAGAUGCUAAGGACACUGAUGAUAAUACGGCAGAAGAAUUAAAAAGAGAGUUAAAUCCUGUUUUAGAAGAAGUAAGGAGUCAAGAUGUCGAUAAAACAUGUGAGAUCGUAGAUAAAACAACAUGUGAGGUUGAAGAUAAAACAACAUGUGAGGUUGAAGAUAAAACAACAUCUGAGGUUGAAGAUAAAACAACAUGUGAGGCUGAAGAUGAAACUACUACAACAACUACUGCACUAACAACAAAUAAAGAAAAAACUAAGGAAGAAAUAACUGCAGAUGAACAGAUGACGGCAAAAAUGGAAGAAGAUUUGUUGAACGAAGAUGAUGAUGCAGUGGUUACUGACAAAAAAUAUGAAGAUAAUUUGAACGAAUCUACAAAACCGCAAAGCCCAAGUAAACACUCGCCAGCUAUUAAUGAUAUAGAAAAACCAGAAAAUUCCGAGUUGACAAUGGAUCACUCUGAUAUUACUCAAAACACCACAGACUUGAAAGAUGAAAAUAAAACAGAUGACAGUGAACACAAAACUGAAAGUGAUACAACUAAUACUGCACUCCAAGACACAGGACCGGAAAACAGUACACCAGUUAAUGAACCUGAAAAAGAAGUUAUUUCUACAGAAUCUACAAAGACAUCAGAAGUAAUUGAUGAUAAUAGUUUAUGCCCUGAUAAUGAUGAUAAGACUGAAAAUAUUACACAAGUCAAUGAAAUUAGUGAAGAAAAUAAAACAGACGAAAAGGUCAAUGAUCAUAAAGUAAGUGAUGAGAGUGAAAUUAAUCAUUCCAACAUAGAAAAUGAAGUUCCUAAUGAAAUUGAAUUAGGAAGUGCUAAUGAAAACAAAAGAAAGUUGUCAACAGGGGAGACUAAAGAAGAUUUUGUAGCCAAAAAGAUCAAACUUGAAGAAGUAAAGACAUGUGUAAGGCCAAAGGGUGUUAAGAGACAGUUCAAAGGGGCAACAUUUUGGCCCUCCAACUUCCGUCAAAAACUUUGUACAUGUAAUGAAUGUCUAUCAAUGUAUAAGGACUUGUGUGUGCUCUUUUUGAUAGACCCAGAGGAUACAGUAACUGCAUAUGAAACAUUAGGAAUGGAAAAAACUCAAGGAAAGCCAUCAUCUCAGUAUGAGAAAGGUUUACAAGCUCUUUCAUCUCUGGACAGGAUUCAGCAAAUAAAUGCUCUCACAGAGUACAACAAAAUGAGGGACAAAUUGUUAGACUUCUUGAAGAGCUUCAAAGAUAGGAAAGAGAUUGUGAAAGAGGAAGACAUAAAAGCCUUUUUCGCUGGAAUGAAACCAAAAAGGGAGCCAGAUGGCGUAUAUUUCUGCAGAUGA